GAUGGCUACAUCGGCUUGGCUGCAUGGCCCAUCUGCGAUGCGACUAACAGAAUGUUUGGUGUCGGUUCUGAAAGAGCAGCGUCCGGAGUAUUUACCUGCUCUGUUGGCCAACUAUAGAGAACAUGGCGUGUUCCCGACACAGGGCGCGAGCGCCGUUGGGGGUCUCGUGGGUUUCAGCAAUGCCAAACUGGGCUCGAGCAAGACCAAGUUUGAGGGACUCUGCCUGCUCUCCCUUCUUGUUAAGGACAGCUCCAGUGAUCUGUUCCAGCAACACUGCCUUUCCUGGCUGCGCUCCCUGCAGCAGGUCAUACAGUCUCAGGCUCCGGUUCAGACCAUCCAGCUGGCUGUGAACAUUCUGAAGGAUUUGCUGCAGUACUCGUCCCAGCUAGCAGAGCUGGCCAGAGAGGUUGGCCUCAACUCCGUCCUGGGUAUCCUCACAUCUCUACUGGGCCUCAAGACAGAGUGUGAGCUGGCAGCCAUGGAGGGAAUGACGGCCUGUAUGACCUACUACCCCAGAGCCUGUGGAUCUCUCAGGGACAAACUGGGAGCCUAUUUCCUCUCCAAAAUGGACAGUACUAACAAGAAAACACAAGAGGUGGCCUGUCAGUGUUAUGCCCGCCUCCCCUGUCUGGGGGGGCUAUUGGACAGAGGGGUGGGUGCUGGUAGAGCUGAGGGAUGGACCAGUCAGAUUCACUGCCUCCUGGCCUCAGCCAAUGGCCUGCUGUCUCAGAUCUACCAGGGUUCAGAAACAGAUGGAACGGUGCAAUAUGAAGGUCCAGGGGUGGAGCUGGCCUUUCCUCAUCUCGACCAAUCAGAUCCCCUUCUGCUCCUGCAGCUCCAGCACAGAUACACAGCUGUCUGCCUGGCUCUCAAACACACACUCAGGGUGGAUCCAGCCUCAGCUGUGCGUCUGCCUGUCAGACCCAUACUCAACCUCGUGUGUCGGGCCCUCGCUGUCAGCUCCAAGAGCAUAAAUUUAACAGGAGAUGGAAGUGUGAGGUUACUGGUCCUGCCCAUCAUACACACCAACACACUGGAGGUCCUAUCAGCUCUUAUCACAGCUGUACGUAGCGGCAUGGUUCAGUAUGCAGCUGUACUACAAAGGCUGUUUUCCCAAACUCUGUCUGCCUGGACACCUCUACCUGAAGCCAGCCUGGGACAGCAGAGAGCCUACAGCUCUGUGCGGGUGUCAGUGUACAGAACCUUAGAGCUCUGGGUCCAGGUGGCUGGAGCUUCUGCUAGCAUUCUUCAGGGAAGCCCCGGUCACUCAGAACUCCUUUUUAGCCACCUGAUCGGUGACAUCACACCAGGGGCAGAGUCUGUCAAGCUCCGGGCGGGUCUGUCAGCUGAUGUGGUUCCUGGAGGGAAACCAGGCCCUCGGAGGACAAAACCAUUGGUCAUGGCAGAUUCAGUGGGGCCGUCACUCCAGAGGAAAGGAGACCUGUUGGCCAAUCAGGAUACUUGCAUUUCAGCCCUGAGGGCAUUAAGACACAUCAUACUGACGAGUGGUACACUGCUAAAGGAUGAUAUACACAAGCGUCUCCAUGACGUGGUGCUGCCGCUGUGUGUGCGUCUGCAGCAGCAGCAGUCCAGCAGCAGCACUGCCUGUGAAUCUGCAGGCGGCGUCAGCGGGCAGUAUGGUAGUGCCCUCACCCGACGAGAACUAUACAGGUUAUUGCUGGCUCUGGUCCUGGUCCCAUCACCCUUUUGGCCCCCACCUCUGACCUGCGCUGUGUCCAUCCUCAGCAACUGUCGCACCGACCGAAACCUCAAGGUGUCUUCAUUUUGUUCUGAGGCUCUGACCAUCUGCAAUGCCCUCCUCCACCCUCGCACUCCCUCCAUCGCACUCCCCUUACCACCCCUCGCCCUGAAACCCACCCCAACCGCUCCCGUCCUCUCCUCCUCCCAGGGACCAACCCCUGGACUCACCUUGCCAACCCUCCUAGGAGGCCCAGCCCCUGGUCCUCCCUUCCCCACUCGUCACUCCCUCGGCCUGGGCUCCACCUCCCUGCUGGGCUCUCUGGAGAACCACCUCUCCCUUGUUCCGGGGUUGCCGGGCCAGGGCCAUGGGCCAGGCGACAUGAUCCUGUCUCCACACACACACCACCAGCCAGACCUCGCUGGGCUGGGCCCUCCAGAGGGGCAGAGACCCGUGUUUGUCCGCUACGACAAAGAGGAAGCGGAGGACGUGGAGAUCUCUCUGGACAGCGACUCAGACGACAGCGUGGUCAUCGUUCCUCCGGGGAUGCUCAACAUGGAGAACCAGCAGGAUGAGACGGCAGCAGCAGCAGCAGCAAACUCCCAGAACCUGUCCUCCACUGCACCAGGGGGUGCUACUGUCACACUACCAGGAGGUGAAUCUGUCACCAUGGUCCCCACCACAGCAGCAACAACCACAAUAGACGGAGUCUCCCUCCCCAAUGACCUCGCCACCUCCUCCCCCCUCCUCACCACCUCCACCACCCCUAUUAACUCCUUCCCUCCUUCCGGCGCCUCAGUGGUCUCCCUUGUUCCACCUUUGAACUCCAGCACACUCACAGCUCCACCUGGCAGUUUGGGGGACUCAUUGCCUGGCAGACCCCAGCUCCAGCAGAUGCUGAUGCAGCCCUCCUCACAAGGCCAGCCAGGCCCCAUGGGUAUCCCCCUCCAAAUGCACCAGCUGCAGAACCAGCUGAGCCAGCAGGGAAGGCACGUCCACCAGCACCCACCACCACCCGCCAGCAACGAAGACUCCACCGUCAUCAACAUCAACAGCACCGAUGAUGAGGAGGAAGAGGAGGAGGACAUGGAGGAUGACGAAGAGCUGGAGGAAGAUGAGGAAGACGAGGAAGGGAUGGACGAGGAGGACGAGGUGAGCGAUUUCGCAGAGGAAGAGUUCUAUGACGGGGAGGAGUAUGACGAUUAUGACGAAGAAGAGGGAGAAGAACUUGAGGAUGAGGAGGAGGAGGAGGAUGGGGACAUACCUCCUCUGGAGGGAGCGGAGGACAAGUCAGGAGAAGCGGGCAUAGAGGAGGGGAAGGUGCUCCGAGCAACGGUGGAUGAAGGAGGGAUGGCUGGAUUCAGCGUGGAGGGAGAGGCGGAAGGAGGGAUCGAGGAGAUCCAGACCAACAGAGCGAUGUUCGGAGAGGACAGGAUGAAGGUCCAGGAGGUGGAGAGCAUCGGAGUCCUGGAGGAGACGAGGGAAGGGGAGGGAGAGGAGGACGAGAGCGAGAGGAUGGACGACCCCACCAUGCCCCAGAUCCUGUGCGUCACCGGAGGAGCGCUGGAGGAGAGGGAGGAGACGGAGAGGGAGGGAGGGGGAGCAGCAGCAGCAGCAGCAGCAGGAGGAGGAGGAGGAGGAGGAGGAGCACUGCAGGAGGAGACUAGCUCGUGGGAGCAAGGAGCCAAUGAAGUGGAGCUGACUGCCGCCUCAGAAGAACGCGCAACUAAUCCGAAUCAGCAGGAGCCAGGGGAUGAACCUACACAGGAAGCCAGUGUGAACGAUAACCAGCCAUCCAGUCAUCAAGAGGAACAGCUGGCAGCUAUUCAAGAGGGGGACUCGGCGUCGUCCGCAGAUCCCGAAACCUCUACAGGCCUGAAUACAGAAGAGCAAGUGGAGACGGAUGCUGAGAAAAGAGACAAAACGGAAGCAGAACAGCAGGAGACACAGGGAGGAGUGGGAGACAGUGACGGAGAAGAGGGAAAAGGAGUGAAAAGAAAGAGAGAGGAGGUGCACAGGGAAGACGAGGCGGGACAAACCCCUGAGAAGAAAAAGCUGGAUGAUGAAGCCAUGGCCUCCAUGUUGGCUGAUUUUGUCGCCUGUCCGCCUGACGAUGAAGACGGUGCUUCUGGAUCCAACCGCUCAUAAACACUUGCCAACCCAGAACUGAUGUGAAGUUACCACGGAUACGGCAGAUACUGCUAGGAUACUGUAUCAUUAGUGACAUUUUCAAGGUUUAGUUUUUUUCAAACAUCUCUCAUCAUUACAUCAGAGUCAUUCAUCACAGUGUU
Molecule: messenger RNA, 3990 nt
Organism: Thunnus maccoyii (southern bluefin tuna)
Lineage: Eukaryota; Metazoa; Chordata; Actinopteri; Scombriformes; Scombridae
Gene: pelp1
Product: proline, glutamate and leucine rich protein 1
Exons: 19
Coding region: 2-3847 (1281 amino acids)
Biological process (GO): rRNA processing
Cellular component (GO): nucleus
Source: RefSeq, a predicted model, not a curated record